Molecule: messenger RNA, 534 nt
Organism: Zingiber officinale
Lineage: Eukaryota; Viridiplantae; Streptophyta; Magnoliopsida; Zingiberales; Zingiberaceae
Exons: 3
Coding region: 1-534 (177 amino acids)
Source: RefSeq, a predicted model, not a curated record
AUGACCAAAAAAGAUGAAGAAUUUUACAUGUUUCUUGAUAAAAUCAAAGACAUCUAUGCUGAAGUCCCCUUAAUUGAUGCUAUUCAACAAAUGCCAAAGUUUGCCACGUUUCUGAAGGACAUUAUGUCUAAUCGAAGAAAGAAAGGAGAGAUCAAGACGGUAGCUUUAACUGAAGAAUGCAGCGCUCUAUUUGAGAAGAACACUUCCCCUAAGCUCCAAGAUCCUGGAAGCUUUUACAUUCCUUGCAUUAUAGGACCUGAAUUCAUAGAAAAGGCUUGUUGUGAUUUGGGGAGAAGUGUUAGCCUCAUAUCGUACCCUAUCGGUAUUAUUGAAGAUGUGCCGGUAGAAGUGGGUGGCUACAUCAUACCCAUAGAUUUUGUUGUGUUGGAUAUGGAGGAAGACCCAAAAAUUCUAAUUAUACUGGGAAGACCUUUCCUUAUGACAAUUGGAGCUAUCAUUGAUGUGAAAAAUCAUAAUCUUUCUUUAGUUAUCGCUAAGGAAAGGUUGAGUAUUGCCUCCAUGAGCUACUCGUGA